Molecule: messenger RNA, 3980 nt
Organism: Carassius gibelio (silver crucian carp)
Lineage: Eukaryota; Metazoa; Chordata; Actinopteri; Cypriniformes; Cyprinidae
Product: small conductance calcium-activated potassium channel protein 2
Exons: 9
Coding region: 202-2259 (685 amino acids)
Biological process (GO): potassium ion transmembrane transport
Cellular component (GO): neuronal cell body; plasma membrane; neuron projection
Molecular function (GO): calmodulin binding; small conductance calcium-activated potassium channel activity
Source: RefSeq, a predicted model, not a curated record
UUGGAAGCGCGUGUUGCCACCUUCCCCGCGUGACGUCAGCCCAGUUGUUUUGGGUCGCUCGGCCAAUCGGAAGCGCGCUCGCACUUCUACAGAAGCCGAGGUGGGUCCAACCUCGCGCCAGCUUUUAUCCUCCGUUACUCAUCACAACGCCCCCUCGGUAGGGUGCAUGCACGGGGCUCUGCUUUAAACAGCAGGUCUGAGAUGGGAACCCCAUUGCAGUUGCAGAACGAUUUCUAUCCAGAGCAGCAGCACUAUAAGCAGCACUACUGCGGACGCGAGGAAGAGCGCUCCAUCAGGCACUGCACCUGCAACAACUCCUCCACCUUCGAGGAUGCCAGAAAAAGCCAGCCUUUGCACGGGACGCCACUGGGAACUUUAAGGACACCGUCCGUCUCAUCUUCAACCAGGCAAGGCGCUCAGUACAGCGAGUUCACGCCUUCUAGUCAUGGUAGUUCAUCCAGACACCAUCAGCACCACCAUCAUCAUCAUCCUCCUCGCGAUCACAACCGCCAGCAGACACGGGGCAGUCCGGCCAGCAGUCACAGAGAGAGUAACUCUUACACCCAAAUAGCCAUGAGCAGCUGCAGAUACAACGGCGGCGUGAUGCGGCCGCUCAGUAACUUGAGCUCGUCCCGCAGAAACCUGCACGAGUUUGACUCGGAGUCCCAGCCGCUGCAGCCCGUCUCUGCGGCGGACGCGUCCGACACGCUCGCCUCCAAGCAGGAGAACAACUCCGCCACCCUCAUGCCUUACUCGGCGGGGGACAGGGGAGGAGGAGGAGGAGGUGGAUGUAGCCACGGCGGCGGCAAAUCGGGCAAAAAGAAGAACCAGAACAUUGGCCAGAAGCUCGGGCACAGGAGGGCCCUGUUUGAGAAGAGAAAGCGCCUGAGCGACUACGCGCUCAUCUUUGGGAUGUUUGGCAUCGUGGUGAUGGUCAUUGAAACGGAACUCUCGUGGGGAGCCUACGGAAAGGAGUCACUGUAUUCUUUAGCCCUAAAAUGCCUGAUAAGCCUUUCUACCAUCAUUCUUCUUGGGUUGAUUAUCAUAUAUCAUGCCAGGGAAAUCCAGCUGUUCAUGGUGGACAACGCUGCAGACGACUGGAGGAUAGCCAUGACCUACGAGCGCAUCUUCUUCAUCUGUCUGGAGAUCUUGGUGUGCGCCAUACACCCCAUCCCGGGCAACUACACCUUCACGUGGACGGCGCGGCUCGCCUUUUCCUACGCACCAUCCAAGACAGAUGCUGACGUGGAUAUUAUCCUGUCCAUUCCCAUGUUUCUCCGUCUGUACCUCAUUGCUCGUGUCAUGCUGCUGCACAGCAAACUCUUCACUGAUGCGUCGUCACGCAGUAUCGGUGCCCUCAACAAGAUCAACUUCAACACACGCUUUGUCAUGAAGACCCUCAUGACUAUCUGUCCCGGGACAGUGCUGCUGGUGUUCACCAUUUCUCUGUGGAUCAUCGCCGCCUGGACUGUGAGGGCGUGCGAAAGAUACCACGACAACAUGGAUGUAACCAGCAAUUUCCUUGGAGCCAUGUGGUUGAUUUCAAUAACUUUUCUAACCAUUGGAUAUGGGGAUAUGGUCCCCAAUACAUACUGUGGGAAAGGAGUCUGUCUCCUCACCGGCAUCAUGGGAGCCGGAUGCACUGCUUUGGUGGUCGCUGUGGUCGCAAAAAAACUGGAAUUAACCAAAGCCGAAAAACAUGUACAUAACUUUAUGAUGGACACCCAGCUGACAAAAAGGGUGAAAAACACAGCUGCUAAUGUUCUCAGGGAGACGUGGCUCAUUUAUAAAAACACCAAGCUGGUGAGGAAGAUGGACCACGCCAGAGUCAGGAAACAUCAACGCAAGUUCCUUCAAGCCAUUCACCAAGCUCGAAAGUACCACUACUGGGCUCUGAAUGGUCUUGUGUUCAGAUUAAGAAGUGUAAAAAUGGAGCAACGCAAGCUGAAUGACCAAGCUAACUCUCUAGUGGACCUUGCAAAGACUCAAAACGUCAUGUACGACCUGGUCUCGGACCUGAACGAACGGGGCGAGGACAUGGAGAAGAGGAUCGCGCUGCUGGAGACAAAACUGGAGACGUUGCUCAGCAACUUACAGGCGCUUCCAGGCCUCAUCAGUCAGGUGAUCAGCCAGCAACACCGGGACUUCCUGGAGGUGCAACUCCAGCCGUACGACAAACACAACCACGAGCGCUCGCAGUCUGUCUCCCGGCGCCGAUCGUCUUCCACCGCGCCGCCCACUUCCUCCGAGAGCAGCUAGAGCUGCCAGCCCAGCCGGCGUCUCCGGAGAAGACUUUCGCCAUCAUAUGGCCAAGUUGCAUUUUACUGUAAAGCCUUAUGGUUUCAAUAAAGUAUUAUCCAAAUUCUGAUGACACCAUCAGAGGUUACUGGGGAUAAUGCGGUUGAAAUGGAAACUUCCAUACAUAUCUUCUCAAAUUUGUUUUUUUACUUUAAUAAAUGAUGCUGUUUCUCUGUUGAGAGGAUCACAGAGAGACUUUUCUCAGUAACUAAUGUUGGAAAGAUAUCAGGUGAGCAAGUCCUACCUUGGGACUUAAUUCAGGAAAGCAAUGUGACGACCUCAAAUGGCACCGAAUAGUGCCAGACUAGUGCUUCCAACUGAAUUGUCUGUCUCUGCGUAUGUGAAUGAGAUCUGACCUGUUCUUUGAAUCAACAGGCUUUAAUAACUCUUUAUUGAGGAGCUAAUAGCAUGUCUGAACCCGAGACAGGGGCAGAUGAGGAAUGCCUCCCCUUCCUGUCCAAAUAGCAAAAACCCUAGAUUUAAACUUUGAAAGGAAAGCAUAUAUCUUUUAGGUUAGGAAACGGCAUCAGCUGUAGAGAUCUUCUGUUGUAAGCCCUCUAAAAGUGACUAUUCUGGGGGCCACGUUGCAAAUAAUUUACUCCUCUCGAAAUGAAUGCAUCUGAAUCUAUACUUGCACUUUUUAUCAAUGCACUUCAAUGCUUACUGACUAUAAUAUGAAUUUAUGUUGCUCAUUCAAAUAGAAAGACACCUUUAGUCAUAGGAUAACGGCCAGAAUGUACAAAGAUAAUGAUUGUGUAGGCAACAGCAAGGGCAGCAACUGAGACCUCAACUGAAAGGACUGUGCUUACAAUGUAGAUGUUAUUGUACCAACGUCUCCAUUAGUUCCAACAGCAAUUGACGUAUCUUUAUGGUGUAGCUGAGGGGAAACUCUCUCGGUUUACUGUGUGCUUUAUGCUUAAACUGUCUUCAAAACGAGACGAGAUCUACCGGAUGCUGUUUAUUGACGUAGAUAUGUUUAAGAGCAGCAACAACAAUCUUGUAUAUGUUUGGAAAUGCCUAUUUUUGUAUUUCAAUGGGGACAAGCACACCUCCAAAUGCGUAUGUCUUUCUCAAAGGAUGUGUGGUAAAGAACUGUAGUCGAGUGUGGAAGUGGAAUGUAGAACCAAAGCUUUUCAAAAUGGGCAGAAAGUAGGGAAACGGAUGGUACUUUGGAAGAUCUUACUAGUAAACCAUACUAUUUACUGUAAUGGAUUUCUCUGGGAUGGUCCUGUGAAUUCAGCCUGUUUUCUGGUGUUAAAGGUCAAACAACUCCACAGCACAAAUCUAAAUAAAGAAGUCUCAUGCUUAUUGUCCGAUCAAUCAGUCUCACGCCUUUCAGAAUGUAAACACAAAUGUCUGUCUGAUGCAAAGAAUUGAUUACCAAAAAACUAUUUAUUGUAGGAGAUAUUAUGACAGGUUCACCAUACUUUACUAUCAUUUAUUGAUAGCAUGUUAUUGAUAGAUCUGUGCACUUUAGAUUCUAAAGAUAUACAGUAUGAUGGGUUAAUGUUGGAUAUAUUGGUGCAUUUCAUGACCUGGCCCAGCAACAACACAUCCCAGGGUUACAGAACCUAAUGAAACAAUGGUGGAUCCAGCAAUUUCACCAACAUAGAAACUAUGAGUGAUUAAAUACUGUAUGCAAAAUGAAUAUAAACAAUAAAAUGAAACUAUUUAACAGAAAA